Molecule: messenger RNA, 1720 nt
Organism: Marchantia polymorpha subsp. ruderalis
Lineage: Eukaryota; Viridiplantae; Streptophyta; Marchantiopsida; Marchantiales; Marchantiaceae
Source: the annotation of a GenBank genome assembly
AUGGCGGCAAGAGCUAAUGUCUCCAGGUUUGGGAGCAUAGAGAGAAAGGUGCCAUGUAAGUGGAUCGAGACUCGAGGGCCCCAGGCCCCGGUUCUCGCGGCGAAUCCUCACCUCCGGUCACCAGUCGCAACCAGCGGAUUCCACUGUUCCCCGCAGGACGGCCGGCUCGCAGCGCCACCGCUGUGCUGUGCCACUCGCUCGCUGACUUGGCGACGAAGCGAGCGGGUCAGAACGACAUGCAGAGAAGCAUCUUAUCCGCAAUCACGGGUGUCACCAUCCAUCACCCGACCCGUUCUUCUCGCCCGGGUCGCCGACGGUGUCCUUCAGAUGCGACGGCGCGGAAGAAGAUGCUCAUUAAUAAUAAUCUCGGGGAUGAGAGCGAGGAGAAAUUAUUUGCUCGUCAAAUGCAUCCAUCAUCUUUCAGGUUUCAUUUCAGCAUUGUCCGGCUUGAUGGUGCUUCCUAUGGCUUUGGGUAGUAACUCGACCCCGGCUCAGAAUAACGUCGGGGACGAUUCGGAUAUGCACCAAAGACGAUGGUGGAGUCAACUCAGUUCAGAUUCAACCCCCCAAGGCUGGGAAACUGGCAUGCUGAGCCUGAAGACUCUGGACGGCAAGCCCGUCUAUGUGCUCACGGACUUCAAGCAACCAGUGGCACCAUCGUUUGUGGAAGUCACGCUUCUGUUUGCCUCUUGCAGCAGUGCAACUUUCUUCCGCAGACUGCGCGCAAAAUAUCGACCGAAGCUCGAAGCUUGACACGAACGCUAUCCUGCAGUCAAUCGGGACGAUAUUGGGAACAUGAACCUUGGGAACCUUCUUUCGAUCGACUGCCUCCCCUUCGUGACGGAUGUACACGUAGAGAAGGAGGGGGCUUAACUUGGGCAUUUGAGAAGAAGGGUUCGAGUGCCGUGUGAACUGAACUGAAGGAUUGAACAGCAGGAAUGGAUGACACUGUCAAACCCUCAGGAGGCCCUUAGUUGGAGAAUCAUAGUAGAGCAACCGGUGCAGGCUCUGCCUUUAGAGCCGAACGAUGUGCGGGACGACCUUUUAGAGCUGCAGUGGGGGAUGUCUGUUUCUGCAGAGGGUAAUAUAGAUUAUCAAAUCUGGAUAACAAACAAGCAAACAAGCAAUCAUUUUCUUAGCGAUGUAGAAGUCUGUCACUGUUCGUUGACAGUAACAUGAGCCCCUACGAGCACCAACCAGACUAGGCGCUUUUACCUUGUUAACAAUCAAUCCUUUGCAAUCAUGCAUUGUAACGAACAACAACAACUAACAAGCAACUCCUUAGCGGUCCAGGUGUGACUCGUACAUUCGGUCUUGUGACAUGUACAAGGGCCAAACACAAUUGGGCUUCUUACUUAUCGUGGGAAUAAUGAAGCCAAAGUAGUGUCACAUGUUCAAGACAUUUCUCAGGCGUCGUACGGCACAGAAGUGUCGUACCCUACAGGUUUCAGGAUUCGGAUCUACAACGUAGGUCUAGAAGUCUGGAGGUAUCCAACGCUUUCUUCGUGCGUCUGCAGUUACUGUGAUAUUCUCGCCGAGAUUUCAAACCUUCGAAGUUCUCUGCCAGGUCUCACCUGUGUUGUGGAAUAUAUUUGUUAUCAAGUCAAGCACUCUUUGUAGGUCAAGCGCCAUCCUUUGCCACAUCAGCCAAACAGAGGAUGUAGUUGAGAGGAUUUUGGAUCACCACCGGCAAUAAACUGCAAGGCUUUGCAACAUGACG